AUGGAUGAGUCUACUCCAAUCGAAGCUACACCAUUCAGCUAUCUAAUUCCGAGCUUUGCUGACGAUGAUAACCAUCACAUGGAGAACAUCCCAUCACCAACUUCUCAAGUGGUUACACCACUUCAAACUGUUGAUGACGAGACCUCUUACACAACACCACCUCCCAUUCUCAACUUCAUUUCACCAUCUGAUGAAUCCAACACUGCUGCUGUCGAUCCCAACAUGGGUCCUAUCAAAAGAGGACGAGGCCGACCAAAAGGUUCAAAGAAUUCAAAGCCGUCCAAGAAGAAGAUGGAAACCUCUCAUCCCAACAAUGAAGUGGUUGUAUCUGGUCACAAUGAUGAAACUCACAACACAUCAUUCUCCCCUCAUCCUCCUCUAAUGGCCACAGAUCUUCAAGCUAUUGUACCAUACGAUGACUCCAAACACGACUCUUUGGCUGAUGAUGAUGCUGCUCCGAGUAGCGAUCCUCUUAAAAGAGGACGGGGCCGACCAAAGGGUUCGAAGAGCGCCAAGACGCCUGUGAAGAAGCUGAAACCCCAUAAUCCCGACGACAAAAUAUUUUGUCCCAGUUUUGACUCGAUGAUAACCGAAGAGGAGAAAGAAAAUGGGAAUGAAGAUCUGGUGGACUCCGUUCGGAUGCGUUUCAACGCCGUUUGUCGUCGCUUAGGCCACAUAAGCUGCGAGAAAGCUGUGGUCACAACUGCCUUCAGUAGGUUUACCAAUCUGGGUGUCAGAACUAACAAGAAGAAGAGAAUCGGUCCGAUGCCUGCUGGUAUCGACUAUCUACUAGCGAAAGAUGGUGAAGCAGAAGGAUUAACAACAAGUGUCGUUACAUCAGUAGGACACUACAACGACAAAACGGACGAGCUUCAUACUUUGGUAUACACCCGGCAAGGAGGAACGUGUAAGGAUGGUAAACCUAGAAAUCAAGACCUUACAAGAGGAAACCUAGCGUUGGUCACAAGUCAGAAAAGAGGAAAUGAAGUUAGAGUGAUUAGAGGUGUAGAGGAUCCGGGCGAUAAAAAAGGGAAAGUAUAUAUCUACGAUGGUCUCUAUGUGGUAACCCAUUAUUGGAUAGAGAAAGGGACCACCGGCUUUGAUGAAUUCAAGUUUAAUCUCGUGAGAAAACAAGACCAGCCUUCUGGUUUCGCCACGUGGAAGUUAGCUGAAGAAUUGAUGAAGUGUGGUUCGAGUAAUCGGUCGAGGAAGGGUUUUGUGUUUGAAGAUAUUGCUCUUGGAUUGGAGGCGUUGCCAGUUCCGAUCGUGAACGAGAUCGAUGAGAACGACAAGGAGUGGCCUCUAGACUUCGACUACAGAGCCUCUUCGGAAAGGAAAGUUUGA
Molecule: messenger RNA, 1344 nt
Organism: Brassica rapa (field mustard)
Lineage: Eukaryota; Viridiplantae; Streptophyta; Magnoliopsida; Brassicales; Brassicaceae
Product: histone-lysine N-methyltransferase, H3 lysine-9 specific SUVH7-like
Molecular function (GO): double-stranded DNA binding
Source: RefSeq, a predicted model, not a curated record